Messenger RNA from Gigantopelta aegis, 654 nucleotides. RefSeq names its product lysine-rich arabinogalactan protein 19-like. Bases 1 to 654 code for a protein of 217 amino acids. The record is from RefSeq and is a predicted model, not a curated record. The transcript has 2 exons. NCBI's taxonomy places the organism in Eukaryota, Metazoa, Mollusca, Gastropoda, Neomphalida, Peltospiridae.
AUGGCCGUCAUACAAGUUACGGAAAAACAUGUCGACAAAACACCUGGAAAAAAUAACGUGGAGGCAAGGAAUCUCGCUAGAAAGGAAUUCAACCUGGUGGCGCAGGCUGUCGAAACGAGAAGCGUCUCAGCGUUCAAUCAGUUCCAGUGGCCUCAUUACAUCCCAGUAGAAACUCCAUAUCGAUUAACAGCCAACCUCGCGACUCUGCCACCAGACCCACCGCCAACCUCGACCCUCUCCCUUCAGACCCACCACCAAUCUCGCCACUCUCCCUUCAGACCCACCGCCAACCUCGACCCUCUCCCUCCAGACCCCCCCCACCCACCUCUCCAUUCAGACCCACCGCCAACCUCGCCACUCUCCCUCCAGACCCGCCGCCAACGUCGAUCCUGUCUCUCCAGACCCACCACCAACCUCAACCCUCUCCCUCCAGACCCACCACCAACCUCGACCCUCUCCCUACAGUCCCACUACCAACCUCGCCACUCUCCUCUGCCAGACCCACCCCCAAACUCGCCCACUCUCCCUCCACAACCCAUCGCCACACUCACCACUCUCCCUCAGACAAACCACCAAACCUCACCCUCUCCCUCCAGACACACCACCAACCUCGACCCUCUCAGCUCAAGAAUAAAGAAAUACAUGGAAUUGUAG